AAAUAUUAAAUAAUUUAAUAGGUGAAUGAUUUUAUUUUAAAUAAUAAAUAUAUGUUUAUUUAUUUAAAAAGUAAAAUAAAAUGUAAACAAAAAAAUAAAAUAUAAACUAAAUAUAUGUAUAUAUGUUUAUUUGAACAAGCGGGCGUGGUUCCCGGUGAAAUCAGACAAGCAGCGGGACUUUGUUUCACUAACACCCCGCCCCAUUUUUUCACUUCCUUUUCCACUCACACUCAGUCAUCUCUCUCAUUUUCCACACAGUCCUCUCUCGCUCUUCACCCCCACAUCUCGUCUCUCCCUCUCUCUUUUCACCCCCCACAGUCGCCUCUCUCUCUUUUCACCGUGUCUCUCUCGUCGCUCUGGUCUCUCUGGUCUCUCAUCAGCACAUCUCUCUCAUCUCAGGUUUGGAUUUCAAGUUAGGGCAUGGUUUGAGGGCUCGAUGCUUUGAUACUCCUAACUAGGGGUUUCUCUCUUUAAAUCAGGGCUUCAUUUCUUUAUUUUCUUCCAUUUACAGGUCUUUCUUCUUUUAAACUACAUCUAAUCGUACUUUAUCUUUGAUUUCAGGUAUUUUCAGCGGAGGCUUUGCAUUUGGAAUUAGGGCUUCUUCGGUUGAUUUUAAGGAUUUCAUUUAAAGGAUUUAAAAUUAGGGUUUCAGUUUAAAGAUUUUGCUACAGAGACAGGAAAGCUUUUUAAAUGGAAGUUGGUAACUUGUGAUUCUGAUUUGUCAUCAUUAAUUGAGAAAACUGGUGAUGGUGAAUACAUUGAUUUUUAUGUGGACAACGUUAUUGAUAACGAUGUCCAGCCUAUUAAACAAAUGCAGCCACAUGUAGUGAUAAGGCCAAGGCAUAAUCUACUUCAAGCUAAAAAACCUGUCAAACGUAAGUUUGUUACGGCUCAUCAGCUACAACAGCAGCACAGGAACAAGAAGGCAAACCUAGGGAUUCCGGACAAACUUCCAAAAGUGGGUACUCGCAAGUCUCCAAGACUAGACAAGCUUGAAAAUUACAAUGAGGCCACCAGUAAGUCGGCAAGUGCGAGGAGGAAGUUGGAUUUGCAAAAUCCACCACACGAGGAUGAAACCAUGGGAGAGAAUGUUACUGAGGGUACAAACCUACCUCCUCCCCCACCCUUGACAGAGUAUGAAGUUCAGAGAGCUAUAAGGAUCCAAAAGAAUAAUGAAGUUUAUUAUGCUCUGAAUUUACCUGUGCUAUCAGCUGGACUUAAAAAAGCUGAAUCGAAGGACAAACAAAAAGAAAAGAUGCGGGAUGGGAGUGAAGAUUAUGAUCCAGCACAGGAUGAUGGUAGCGAUGCUGCUGGAUCAGUGUCUCCACCAAAGGGAAAGAAGAAAGAAAGUAAAAAAAAGCUUGUCAUGGGACGUGGACCAACAACACGUUCUCGAGCCAAUGUUGGAAGCAAGACAACUGAGGAUGGAAGCGAUAAGGAACCGACGCAUCAUUCGGUACAACCAACAACAGUUGCAAAUCCAUUAAUUGAGAUACCCCAAGCAAAUGAUGGAAAUGGUUCAAUGACUGCUUUUUUGGCUCUCCGGAAACGCCAACAAGAGGAAGCUAAAAAGGAAAAAGAAGAAAAAGAAAAGCUCGAAAAAGAAAGAGUUGAAAAGAAAAAAGCUCUUGCAGAUGCAAGUAAAAAGGUUGUUCAAGAAUCUAUGCCUGAAAUAGAAGAGGGCGAUGAAGAAGUUGUAGUUCCAUACCGCCCAAGAGGAAAGACAAGAAUGGAUAAAGUUCAUACAAGAAGUUUUGAGCAGAGAAUUGUGAUUGGGAUGAAUGAGCUGGGCCAACCCAUAACAGAAAAUGACAAGGUACUCUCUGAGCUGAGUAGCUUUUUGGGAACACUGGCCAAGCGAUGUGUGCCAUUGACUUAUGUAACUUGGCGCAAAGUUCCUAAAAAUUUGAAGGAAACUAUGUGGAAUUAUGUCAAGGCCCGCUAUAUUAUUCCCGAUGAACUGGAAAGUUGGGCAAUUGAGACAAUUCAUGCAUCCUGGAGGGGGUAUAAGUGUCGAACUAAGGCAGCGCAUUAUACAGCUUUUGAAACUGAUGAAAUUAGGCUACAAAAUAGGCCUGAUGAUAUUCCACUUGAGAGGUUCAAAUUGCUGUUGGAAUAUUGGAAUGAUGAAAGUAUUCAGGAUAAAGCCAGGAAAAAUUCAAAUAGCCGCAAGUCAUAUACCGAGACUCACACUCUUGGUCCUAAAAGUAUCGCACAGCUUCGACACAAAAUGAAAAAGAAUGCCCCAGAUGAGUCUGAACCAUGUGAUGCAGAGGUUUUUGUGAAAACUCGGACUCGUGAUGCAGGACGCAAGUACAAGACCAGUACUAAAACAAUGAAAAAGAAAAUUGAUAAAAUUAACAAAAAAAUCAAUUCCGGGGAGGCUGCUGAUGAAAUGCUUUUGGAUAAAGAGCAUGGCCCGACUUGGCUCUUAGGGAGAUGCAAGAAGCCGCAAAAACUAUCAGCUGCUGCUCCAACGGAUACAUAUGUCAAAGAAUUGACAACAAAAAUUAAGGAAAGCCUUGCUGCUGAAGUCGAGAAAAAAGUGAAGAAAAUCCAAGAAGAGGUAGAUGAGCAGGUAAACAGGAAGGUGCAACAAAAUUUGGCAUCGGUCCUUAAAAAACUUGGUGAAGCAAACCCCAACAUCACAAUUGAUGUUACAGAGCUGUGUGCACAUGUGGCCAGUGACAAUGACGAUGGCACACCAAUGACUAAAGGCACCAGCUUCUAGUUUGCUAAUAGUAUGGUUGUUUAGACUUUGGUUCUUUGAAGUUAUUUUGACUAGCUAAUAGUAUGGGGUUAUAUAUCUAGACUUUUUGUUAUUAAACUGUUAGUUUGCUGGUAGUUGGUCGAUUCUGGAUAUUAUGUUGGUUUAGCUGUGGAUUUGAUGUUGGAGUAAAUUGGAUUUGAUGUUGGUUUUUGUAUGUUUACAAUGGUUUGUUGAAAUGAUGGACAAAUUUUGGGAA
Molecule: messenger RNA, 2966 nt
Organism: Daucus carota subsp. sativus
Lineage: Eukaryota; Viridiplantae; Streptophyta; Magnoliopsida; Apiales; Apiaceae
Exons: 11
Coding region: 812-2731 (639 amino acids)
Source: RefSeq, a predicted model, not a curated record